AGAAAUUGCAAUGACACGAGCUAGCACGCUAUCCCAAAAAAUCGGCCAAGCAAAAAGUUUGAAAACGAGAAUAUUUUUCAUUAUUGGCACAAUAGUUUUAAUAACUUUGGUCUAUUUUAUUCUGAGAAAGCUAUACUCAGUAGGGUCUUCUGGUGAUUUUGUUGCUAAGCGUAUACCAAAAUCGUAUUCAAGACCAGAAGUCUUAGUCCCAGAGGAUCGAGAUGUGUUCCAAGGAUUUCAGACCUCUUUCUUACCGUCAGAUGAAGUGGUGAUUGCUAGAAGACCAGAAACUGACCCGGUCAGUUUAAUAUUUAACAAUGAGCUUGAAGAAUACACGCCUAAAAGGGUAAAGCGCAAAAGUCACCAUUUCCCUAAGAAUGCAGGUACAAUACCGAAAUAUAGAAGAGACAUUGAUGACGAUGAUGAUGAAGGUGAGAAAGAGACAGAAGAAUGCACAAGCUCUUCGAAUGAAGAUUAUGAAGAAGAAAGCAACAUUCAGAGCGUUGUUCAUCCCGAGAUGUAUGUCGAUCGAGGGCCCUUGGAUGACGUAGAACAAGUUAGAAGACAACCUGAACUUGAAGAAGGUGAAAUGGUCUCAUCGGCUCACAUUUUUAAGCCUCUCAGGUGUUAUUCAGGAAUCCACGCUUUCUGGAAAGGGCAGGGAGACAAACAGACAAUACGAGAAACGCAGGCGAACAUAAUGAAACAGUAUAUGGACGAAGGCGCUGACCCAUGUCAUGAUUUCUACCAAUACGCGUGCGGAAAUUGGGCUGCUGUCAACCCCAUACCUGCAGAUAAAGCCGGAUACGAUACAUUUGAGAUAUUGAGAGAAAGUCUGGACAGCGUACUAAAGGACUUAUUGGAAUUUAAAGAACAUGAACAAAUAUCAUCAAUGUAUCCAGGUGUUAAAUUAGAUCUUCCAGACAAUAUUUUAAAUUUGAUAAAUUGCCCAGUAUGUAGCUGUAACACACGCGACGUUUUGGAUGUAGUGAUGACGAAUUCCAAAGAGUCGUUGAAUUAUUAUUCCGGAAAAUUAAGACAUAACGAUGCGUUUAAUACGAUGAACCGCAACAAAAGAUAUCCAAACAUAGUUUUGAAAAGAAAGUUUACGAAAAGAAACAACAGAGCAAACUACAAAUUCAACUAUAACUCCUUAAAUACAUACAAUGCUAUUAAAGUCGAUAAGGUUGAUCAUGUUAAAGGAAAACGGAAAAAGAUAGAUGAAGGGAAGCAUCAGCAUCGAAAGAAAAUAUCGUUUUAUAAGAAGAAACGACGCAAAAGAUCGAUCGACUUAGCAAACAAUAAUGAGAAAGUGAAUAAACAAGAUGGCUUAGCUGUGGGCGACGCUACUUUAAAAGCACGAUAUCUUUUCAAAUCCUGCAUGAACCAUGACAUUUUAAGCGAAAGGGGUUUCCAACCUCUAUUAGAUCUCUUGGAUGUUUUUGGAGGCUGGCCAAUUCUAGAUACCAAUUGGAAAUCAGAUGGAUUUGACUGGUUGGAGCUAAUGGCUAAGUUGAGACUAUUCAAUAACGACAUUCUCAUAUCAGAAUGGGUUGGACCAGAUAUAAGAAAUUCUGAUGAGUAUGUAAUACAAUUUGAUCAAACAAGUCUAGGUCUACCAACUCGAGACUAUUUUAUUCAAGAAUCAAAUAAAAUGUAUUUGGAUGCGUACAAAGAAUACUUGAUCAAAAUUGCUUUUAUAUUAGGAGGUAGUCCUAAUCACAUCGAGCAAAGCGCUGACAAAUUAAUAGAUUUCGAAAUUCAGCUGGCAAAGAUAACGUCUGCUCCAGAAGACAGGCGUAACGUAUCGGAGCUUUACAGACGAAUGACGCUAUCAAAAUUAGAAGAAUUAGUACCAGAAAUAGAUUGGAGAAAAUACCUGUGCAUAGUCAUGAACAAGACAGUGCAAUCAAAUGAGCCUGUUGUGUUGUUUGCACUGACAUACGUCCAACACUUGGUUCAAUGGAUACAUAGGACGGAUCCUAACACUUUAUCAAAUUACCUGUUGUGGCGCUUUGUGAGACACCGGGUGAACAAUUUGGACGAUCGGUUCUCGUCUGCCAAACAGGAAUUCUACAACAUCCUGUUCGGUCGAGAGCAAUCGCCGCCUAGAUGGAAAAACUGUAUAACUCAAGUAAAUUCAAAUAUGGGCAUGGCAUUAGGAUCAAUGUUCGUCCGAAAAUACUUCGACGAGAUGAGCAAAAAUGACACAUUGACCAUGACAAGAGAAAUACAACAAUCGUUCAGAGAUCUCCUCCGUAUGACCUCCUGGAUUGACGACGAGACGAAGAAACUAGCGGCUCACAAAGUUGACACGAUGAUGCUGAGAAUCGGAUAUCCAGAUUAUAUUCUCAACAAAGACGAAUUAGACGAUCGAUAUAAAGAUGUGGUUAUACACCCAGAGAAAUAUUUCGAAAACAUCCUGAAUAUAUUACAUCAUUUGACCAAAACUGAACAGUCCAGGGUAGGUCAACCUGUUAACAAGACCCUAUGGAAUACCGCGCCGGCAGUGGUAAAUGCCUACUACAGCAGAAACAAGAACCAAAUCAUGUUUCCUGCUGGGAUUCUCCAACCACCGUUUUACCAUAGGCAUUUUCCACGAUCUCUUAACUUUGGAGGCAUUGGUGUUGUUAUCGGUCAUGAAAUAACACACGGGUUCGACGAUAAAGGGCGACUCUUCGACUGUGAGGGUAAUCUUCACAGAUGGUGGUCGGACUCCGCCGUAAGAGCCUUUCAUAAGCACGCUCAGUGCCUUAUCGAUCAAUACGGAGAAUAUAUCGUACCGGAAGUCAAUAUAAGGCUAGAUGGAGUUAAUACUCAGGGAGAGAACAUAGCUGACAACGGCGGCGUGAAGCAGGCUUUCCACGCGUAUCUGCGCUGGCUGGAACAUCACGACGCCUCUGAUGAGCUCAUGCCCGGCCUCAACCAUACGCACAAGCAGCUGUUCUUCCUGAACUUUGCUCAGGUAUGGUGCGGCGCUAUGCGUCCAGAGGCGAUGCGCAACAAGCUGAAGACGACAGUUCAUUCUCCUGGCAGGUUCCGUGUGGUCGGUACCCUGUCCAACUCGGAGGACUUCGCCAGGGAAUGGAACUGCCCGCCAGGGAGUAGCAUGAACCCCGUCAAUAAGUGUAGUGUAUGGUAGGGAUCCAAGUGCUAGACCGACCGACCAUUUUGAAGGAAGGAUAGAAUGAUAUUUGACGAUCGACGACGAAGAUAUGACGUGGUUUUCCGCAUUGUAUCGCAACUGAAAUUGCAGGUUUUGAUACUGAAAAAAAACGAAAUAACUGAUUAGUGAUUCUUUGCACUUUUAGACUGAAGAAAACAGGGUUGAGAGGUUAAAAAUUCAUUGUUAGG
This is a messenger RNA of Aricia agestis (brown argus), 3354 nucleotides long. It is a transcript of the gene Nep4, whose product is annotated as neprilysin-4-like. NCBI's taxonomy places the organism in Eukaryota, Metazoa, Arthropoda, Insecta, Lepidoptera, Lycaenidae. Gene Ontology annotation, biological process: protein processing. The coding region runs from base 11 to 3142 and encodes 1043 amino acids. The transcript has 13 exons. Gene Ontology annotation, molecular function: metalloendopeptidase activity. Gene Ontology annotation, cellular component: plasma membrane. The record is from RefSeq and is a predicted model, not a curated record.